GGCCUCAGAUCGACACUGUGGGCACAGGAAAUAGGGCUGGCUGUGACUCCCUCAAGGGCUGCAUAUGUGGCUUCUCUCUUCCUACCAAGCUUCUCCAGGGCCCUUGGCCAGCCUUCAGGACGAGGUUUCAGGCCCCUUGCCCGUCCCAGCUCCAGACCAUGCAGUAGUGCUUAGCUGUCUUGCCCGUUUUCUGAUCUCAGGAUCUCCGUUCCAGCUGUUCCCCUCCCAGGCUGUGCACUGGGGUGGAAAAUGGGAGAAACAAGAUAGGGGCUGCCAUUUUGGACCCUGUUACCCUCUUAGAAGUUGAUUUCCUUGCCUGCCCCGCGGUCUCUGCAAAUCUUGUCCGUACUUGCCCUCUGCCUCACGGAUCUCCCUCAAGAGAAUGCCCUCAAUCCGAGAAAGCCUGAAGGAACGAGGUGUGGACAUGGCGAGGCUUGGACCUGAGAGGAUGGCCCUUGUCAACGUCACCUCCUCUGUGAUCCUCACCAAUUACAUGGAUACCCAGUACUAUGGUGAGAUUGGCAUUGGCACCCCACCCCAGAUCUUCAAAGUUGUCUUUGACACUGGUUCGUCCAAUGUUUGGGUGCCCUCUUCCAAGUGCAGCCGUCUCUACACUGCCUGUGCGUAUCACAAGCUCUUCGAUGCUUCGGAUUCCUCCAGCUAUAAGCACAACGGGACGGAACUCACCCUCCGCUAUUCAACAGGAACGGUCAGUGGCUUUCUGAGCCAGGACGUCAUCACUGUGGGUGGAAUCAUGGUGACGCAGACAUUUGGAGAGGUCACGGAGAUGCCCGCCUUACCCUUCAUGCUGGCUGAGUUCGAUGGGGUUGUGGGCAUGGGCUUCAUUGAACAGGCCAUUGGCAGGGUCACCCCUCUCUUCGACAACAUCAUCUCCCAAGGGGUGCUAAAAGAGGACGUCUUCUCUUUCUACUACAACAGAGAUUCCGAGAAUUCCCAAUCGCUGGGAGGACAGAUUGUGCUGGGAGGCAGCGACCCACAGCAUUAUGAAGGGAAUUUCCACUAUAUCAACCUCAUCAGGACUGGCCUCUGGCAGAUUCCAAUGAAGGGGGUGUCUGUGGGGUCAUCCACCUUGCUCUGUGAGGACGGCUGCCUGGCACUGGUGGACACCGGUGCAUCCUACAUCUCAGGCUCUACCAGCUCCAUAGAGAAGCUCAUGGAGGCCUUGGGGGCCAAGAAGAGGCUGUUUGAUUAUGUCGUGAAGUGUAACGAGGGCCCUACACUCCCCGACAUCUCUUUCCACCUGGGAGGCAAAGAAUACACGCUCACCAGCGCGGACUAUGUAUUUCAGGAAUCCUACAGUAGUAAAAAGCUGUGCACACUGGCCAUCCACGCCAUGGAUAUCCCACCACCCACUGGACCCACCUGGGCCCUGGGCGCCACCUUUAUCCGAAAGUUCUACACAGAGUUUGAUCGUCGUAAUAAUCGCAUUGGCUUCGCCUUGGCCCGCUGAGGCCCUCUGCUGCCCAGGCAGGCCCUGCCUUCAGCCCCGGCCCAGAGCUGGAACACUCUCUGGGAUGCCCCUCUGCCUGGGCUUAUGCUGUCACCUGGAGGCACCCGGUAUGGAGCUCCUGCUGGAGGCGUGCCCUGACCCCUGCACCAGCCCUUCCCUGCUUUGAAGACAAACAGAAUAAAGACUUCAUGUU
Messenger RNA from Sapajus apella (tufted capuchin), 1664 nucleotides. Its product is annotated as renin. The record is from RefSeq and is a predicted model, not a curated record. The coding region runs from base 383 to 1471 and encodes 362 amino acids. The transcript is spliced from 10 exons. Gene Ontology annotation, biological process: angiotensin maturation. Gene Ontology annotation, molecular function: aspartic-type endopeptidase activity. NCBI's taxonomy places the organism in Eukaryota, Metazoa, Chordata, Mammalia, Primates, Cebidae.